AUGGCUCAAAUCUGGCUGGAUGUAGUCCCGUCCAGGUUCAGGUUUGGGACAGGUUUUGAGGAGCACCAUGUGCAGUUACACAACCAUGUGUCCCGCUCCGAGGACGAGGAGUUGUAUGUGGUUGUUCAAGGCUCUCGUCUAACUCACGUGGCAGCUGCUACAACAGGAGACGAUGGCCAAACAAUACACUUCAUAAUUCCAGGCCAUGAUCUCCCAGAAGCUGUGUCCGUCACACCUUACCGCUGCCUCGAGGGCCGGGUUGUGCGCUGUGAAGGUGAAUCUUCUGUCCAGUACGUUAAGGAUGUGGUCCAGGACAUGGCAGAAUACUUAAACUCAAGCAGCCAUGGACCUCCCAGUUAUCCGGACAUUCAGAAGAUCUUUUUUGAAUGGACGAAGCGAGACGGACAGUUUGGAGACAUAAGAGACAAGCUCAAAUUGUUGGAUGAGAAAAUAACGAUUGCAAUGGCCAACCUGGCUUACCCUCCGGAGUGGACAGAGCAGACAGGUCAACACCACAGAACAGCGUAUGAUUCUCAGCACAGCAAACAACUUCUGCACUUGGCCGAACACUUGGGUCUGGUCCAUCUUUCUGGUUUCGUCACGUAUCAACUAAAAAGUCAAAGGGCAUGGACUCUUCCCAAACAGGAUGCGGAGACUAUUCUUUCAAUCCCUCAGAGAGAAAAUCUCUCUCCGGAACCGUGUGUAGGUGUCUGCUGCAUUUGGUCCAACAGUUCUAGCAUUCUGAGGUUCUGUCCGGGAAAAAGCACGUUCACUCUCACCCUACGAAACUCGUCGGACAAAAGUUCCCACGAAACAAUCCUUUUGACCUUUCGAGAGCGACUUAAAGAUCCUUCCACUCUCACACGGGUCAGAGCUUGUAAAGUCUGCGGUGAUGAGGACCACGAAGGAACAAAGACUUUGAAUGGCACAGAUGUGCCACGGGAGUUGUGUGUUGAAGAGACCCAGAAGUACAAUGGCGUCAAAGAGCCUUCUGUUCCCUCGUUGGAUGCAGACCGGUUUGGAGUGUGCCCAUCCAUGCUAUCAGAUGCUGAGAAGAACUUCACCAAUGACCAAGACGACACUUCUGAGAGUGACUGUGCUGGUAAAACCCUGCACAUUUCUGGGGUGACAAAGACCGACAGUCAGUUAUGGGACACCGAGGACACAAGCCAUAACCCGAUGGACUGUUCUCCCGUGGACAUUGUUGAUCUAAGCCCGGGUCUAGUGGCCUUGGAGUUGACCAGUGAGGACGACAGCACAGAUACAACGUCACCAGUGUCUCCUUUUUUGCUCGAUGUUGACAAAAACAACGGCAAAGAUUCUAGUCCCUCCUCUCCGUUAACUUACACUCGCAGCCAGUCGGCCUCUUCUUGUGAACGCACUGCAAAAGAACCAAAGCAAGAUGUCAGACUACGCUCUUAUUCCUAUUCGUCCUCCAAAAUCGGCUUCCGUAGAGACCAGUCCGCCAGGGAUGUCAGUCCUGAUCACAUGGACAGCGUCAGUUAUGGCCGAUCUCUCCUUCAGGCCCUCUCUCUGUCUAAAUCUUUGUCUCUUCUGCAUUCUUGUAAGCAAAAACCCUCUGUGUCGGAACUGUCACACGAGAAAAGGGAGAUUAGUUUUCGCAGACGUGCCCAGUCUGCCGAGGACGCGUGCAGCCUUGAGCUGGUUCAGUCGCUACAACAUCUCACCCUGUCCGAGUUCCUCAAAGAGAUUGAAGAGGAGGAGCAGGACAAGUAUAACAUGCCGGUGAAGGUGGAGUCAGACAAACACAAAGUGAUCCGGACUUUCAGUUUCCUCAAGAGCAGAAUGUCCACCACACGCAAUAAAUCCAAGGGCAAAAAGGACAGAGAGGCCAAGCACAGGCAGCUGAAUGGACAUCGCUUCUCCACCGGCGCGUGUUUGGGGCCCAUCGUGUGUGUGGUGUGUGACAAACCAGCCACCGGAAAGGACUUUUUCCACUGCUCUGUUUGCACGGCUAUUGUUCAUAAAAGCUGUAAGGAGUCGAUCCCGCCGUGUCUAAAGACUUUUCAGAGUAAAUAUGCUGUUCCCAUGAUUAAGAACAAGACGGCAUCGCUCCCACAGAAUUUUACAGUUCGAGAAAGUCCUCCUCAGUUCUUCCCGUCUCCCUCUUGUUUACCUGCUGUGACACUGGACGAUAACAGAGACAUUGGACCACAGCCGGGCCCCUUUUUGAGAAGUCCUGAAAGACUCGAAAAUGAACUCUCAGAAUCAGAAUCGGAUUAUUCUAAAGCCACCAGCUCGACAGAAGAGCCUGCGACAACGCCCGGGUCCACGAGUGACUUUUUGUCUGAAGAUUGUGUAGACGCUUAUAUUUUUAAGGACAUCCUGUUGGAUGCGGCGCAGUACGAGGCAGAGUCAUGGAGCUCAUCAGUGGAUCACAGGUUCUGUAAGAAACAGGACAAAAAGUGUGUGAAGCGACAGGACGUCAUCUACGAGCUGAUGCAGACAGAGAUCCACCACCUGCAGACGCUGCAUGUGAUGGCCGAGGUGUUCAGGAGAGGAGUGAAGGAGGAGGUGCAGCUGGACGCCGAGGCGCUGGAGAGACUCUUCCCGUGUUUGGACCAACUGCUGCUGCUGCAUCACGGCUUCUUCUCUGCCCUGAAGGAGCGGCGGCAGAACUCACAGUCACCGGGACAGAACCCACAGUCACCGGGACAGAACCACUACCUCAUCCAGCAGAUCGGAGACGUGCUCCUGCAGCAGUUUUCAGACGAGAAUGGAAAGCGAAUGGCUCGUCUUUAUGGAGAAUUCUGCAGUCAUCACAUGGAAGCAGUGGGAUUUUUCAAACAACUUCAACUAAAUAACAAGAAAUUUCAAAACUUCAUCAAGCAACAAGGAAAUAAUUACCUGGUUCGGAGAAGGGAGAUCCCAGAGUGCAUCUUGCUAGUAACGCAGAGGAUUACAAAGUACCCCGUUCUGCUGGAGAGGAUCCUGCAGUACACUCUAGCGGACUCCGAGGAACACGCUGACCUCUCCAAAGCCCUGGCUCUGAUCCGAGAAGUGAUAGCAGAAGUGGAUCUCACGGUUUGUAACCAUGAACGCCACCAGAGGCUGCAGGAAGUGUGGACGCGCAUGGAGAACCGCAGCGCCGCUAAACUCAAGAACGGACACACUUUCCGCAAACAGGACAUGAUGAGGCCCGGACAGAAGCUCACGCAUGAGGGGGUGCUGCUCUGGAAGUCUGCCACGGGACGACUCAAAGAUGUCUUGGCCCUUCUUCUAACAGACACAUUAAUCUUCCUACAAGAGAAAGAUCAGAAGUUUGUCUUUGCCGCUGUGGACCAGAAACCCGCAGUCAUAGCACUGCAGAAACUAAUAGUGCGAGAAGUGGCCAAUGAGGAGAGAGGGAUGUUCCUGAUCAGCGCCUCCUCCGCGGGACCCGAGAUGUACGAGGUGCACACCAGCUCCAAAGACGAACGCAACACCUGGAUGAGGCUGAUCCGGGAGGCGGUGGAGAACUGUCCAGAGGAAGAGCAGGACUACACCAGCGAGUCCGAAGAGGAGAAACGAGCGGCCGAUGCUCGUAUACAAAAGAUCCAUCGGUUGCAAGAAAGUCUCAUGAGUUAUGAUCAUCAGAUUUGCUCCAGUUUAGAGGAAAAGCUGCAGCUCUACACUGAGCUUUCGGCUGUCAGUGUGAAGAACGGGAACGCACCCGAGCCCAGACUCCUGGUUCCACUGCAGGAGAACCCGCCACAGGCCACAGUUCUGCUCAGUGCUGCUCUGAGAGAAGCUGAAAAGUUGAAAAAGCUACUUUCACCAAAGACGUAUUCACCACCAGGAGGCAGCGUGGAGUCAGACUUUGAGACCAGUCCUGUUUCCCACUUGGAGGUUUCCUUCUCGUCUGCCACUGAUCCUGAGGCAAAAGAGAAGAUUUGGUCCAAAGACGACUCCGACUCGUUUUAUUUGAUGGAAACACAGAAAAAAGACAUGAACUCAAAGGUUUCUCAAAGUGUUCUAAGCCUGACACAGUUACUCUACAGUCUCAAGGCCGCAGUGACCCUUCAGGACAGCUGGUAUGAAGUCCAAAGACUGCUACAAUCAGAGAGCGAGCGCCCUUCCCCUCGCCCCCAGCGGCGCUCUCACUUCUCCAGCGUCCGAGGAAACACUCUGCAGGAACAAGAGAAACAGAGAAACCUGGAGAAGCGACGAGAGGAGGUGGCCACUGCUCAGAGGCUUCAGGAUCAACUACGGCAGGAGAAAGAGCGCUGGGAACGAGACUGUUGGACCAGAGAGGGCCUACAGCUGGAGCAAGAGAGGCGGAUAGAGGAGAGAGAGGGACUGUGCCACCUAGAGGCUGAAAGACUGCGGCGCGAGCGAGAAGAGCUGGACGCGCAGUUAGAGGAGUACCAGCAGAGUUUAGAGAGGCUCAGAGAGGGCCAGAAAAGUGUGAAGAGAGAACGAGAGCGCCUGGAGAACCGACACAAGAGGCUUCAGCUCUGCAAAGACCGUGACCAGCGAGACACCGGGACAACGCACAUGGUCAUACCGUUAGAGGCACAUUCGUCUGCAGACCCUGACGAUGAAAGCUCUGUAUUUGUCAAUGCGGCCAAUUCUGGCAUCAACAAUCGUCAUGCCAACCACAGAGAAAACGACCCCUCUACCCAUAACUGUCUGAACGUCCUGCUGGCUCGAUCCAACAGCAGACGGCACCCCAGCGCUCCGAGCACACCACACCCCGAGUCCGGCCCGGGCUGGGUGAUGGGCCCCGGAUACUUCAGCUCCCCAACAGGAGGUCUGGAGAACAAGCCAAUACCCAGCGAUCACAGAGACGGCUACAUCAGAGAGGCUUGGCCCACGGCGGCGGACUCUUGCUUCACGCUUUCACAUCACACUGACUCUUUACAGUUGUUUUCCGCCGCCGCCGACAGCAGCGGAGAGGAGCCCAAAGAGGAGACCGUUGUGUACCUCUGA
This is a messenger RNA of Knipowitschia caucasica, 4932 nucleotides long. NCBI's taxonomy places the organism in Eukaryota, Metazoa, Chordata, Actinopteri, Gobiiformes, Gobiidae. The record is from the annotation of a GenBank genome assembly.